UUAUAUGAAAACAAAAUAUUUUAUUCAAAACAACUAUUUGAUUGAUUAUUAAUUGAUCUACUUUAUCUCAAACAUCAUUCCGAAAGUUUGGAAACUUUUAACAUUGUCCAGAUGUCUUUUGGAGUCAGUUUAUUUUUUCGCUACCCAUGACGGGGACCAGAGGUGAAAAUGUGACCGAAAACAAAAGUUGUAGAAAUAAUUAAACCGAAUUAGUUUUUGCACUUAAAACAAAUAUAAUAUUUAUAUUCAGUCAAGCGAGAAUUAAUCUGUUUGAAACUAUGGAAUAUCAGCCACAAAUGACAGAAAUCCGGUUUCAAGAGUAGCAUUGGAGAGAAAACGCUUCAUAUUACAACCAGUUUCAAUUUGACAACAGUUUUAUUAGAAAGAGCACAUUCAGUUACGUAUCCGCUAAGAAAAUCUUUCUGAUAAACCUCGAAAAGCUACGCUUAAUCAGAGUAAAUAAGCAUUAUUUGUAUAUGUACGAUCCGAUAGGGGUGAUAUUUGUCAUUUAUCGAUAGAAAAAAGAUUUGAAUAUCUAAAGCGUUCUUAUAUAUUAUCAGAGAGAAACAUUCUACAUCGAACGAGCCUACUUUCAAACAGUAUAAAUCAAGUAUUCAUGGACCUUUGGGCCAAUAGCUGUUUUUAAGUCUUCCCGAGAGUGCUUCAGAUCUUUCUUAGUAUCCAAUAAAUUUUAAAAUCUAGGAUGAUAUUUGUGAUCAGGAAACUUAACUUUAUCGAAAUAUAAGUACUUGCACUAAAAUCUGAAAAAAACGUUUUUUCGAUCCUUGACGGGUACUCGAGAUAUUAAAGGGUGUGGGUGUGAUACUUCUGCUCAUCUACACUACUCCCACACCUUUUUUUGGAAUUCUUUGAUUUCCAUUUAUUCCAUCAUUUCCUUCCAGAGCCUCUUUGCCUGAUAUAUCACUCUUUCAUAUUGAGCAACUUGUACGACUUCCAUCUUUUUUACUCGUUAAUACUAUGCUGAAUGUAAAAGAAAGAAGCUAAGAGUACAUUUAUAUAUGUUGUACUUAUAUCAGCUCUACGAUAUAUAGAGACCAAAAGAACAAACAUGAAAAAAAAGUAAAUCACGUUAUAACACAUUUCAAUUUUUAUACUGAUCCUUUAAUCUAACCUACUGAUUUUUAAAUAAUAUAUCAAUAAAUCGAAGUAUAUUAAUAACUGACCACAUAAAUAAUGUACUGAUCAUUCAUUUAUUCUACUGAUCGCUUAAAUGAUAGUCAAAAAAUAAAAUGAAAAAAAAGAUCUAACAAUUCCUAAUGGCGAGUUGAACAAAAUAUAAUGAAUGUUUAACAUUAUACCUACUGAUUUAUAUACUAAGACAGGACAAUGACUAUUUGGCGGUCUUCGUUUCGGCAAUCUUGGAGGAAAUAGAAUGAAUUUUUUUCGUUUUUAAAAAUUCUCAAUCGAUUUUCUAUGAAAUCAGAACUGAUAUUUAAAUGAUCUGCAAUCUAUUGUAGAUUUUCCACUUUAUAGAAAAUGAUUUCUUUUGAAAUUCAAUGAGUAAAUUAUCAAACUUUAAAAAUUCUUCAGUUUAUUUGAGAUCGAUUUUCCAAUUUAUAGAAUUUCAACAAAAAACAAUUAGUGUAUAUUAUGUGUCUACGGAUACAAAAUUGACAAGUUCAUUUAACAAAUAAUUUAAAUAUUUUCACAAAGGUUCAUAACACAAUAUUUAUUCUUCAUUUUGAUCGCUUAAUAUUAGAUACGUUCUAAUUUGCAAACAUCAGUCUUAUAUAAUUUUCACAAAAGAAAGAAAAAAUAAAUAGAGUUUAUCACUUGAAACUCCGAUUGAAUGACUUUUUAAUGUCUGCUUGGGUUAACUAGAUUUAAUUAUUUAAGUUUGAUUUUCUACAAAAUUAUAGAAUUUAAAUACGCUUGAGAGAGAGAGAGAGAGAGAGAGAGAACGAUCUAUUCAAAGAAUUUUGCUCGAUACUUUAAAAUUAUUUCAUAUACUAGCUAUAUUCGAGAGAGAGAAAGAGAGAGAUCUCCUUUUAUUGUUACGUUUUCUCUUCUAGUUAAUAUUCCUGCUAAUGCUAAAUGGAAGCAAAACGGUGUGACUAUUGCUGGAGGCCACGGGCAAGGAGGUGCUACUAAUCAAAUCAACGAGCCUUAUGGUCUCUUCGUUGAUGAUGAUCAAACAGUGAUCAUAGCUGACACGUCGAAUCAUCGUAUCAUGCAAUGGAAGAACGGUAAUACAACGAAUGGACAAGUUGUUGCUGGUGGCAAAGGCAAAGGAAAUGGAUUGCAUCAAUUGGCUUUUCCAACUGAUGUAUUAAUUGACAAAGAGACGGAUAGUCUCAUUAUUUGUGAUUAUGGGAAUCGACGAGUUGUACGGUGGUCUCGUAGUAGUGGUACAACACAAGGUGAAAUACUCAUCGACUACAUCUGGUGUUGGGGAUUAACAAUGGAUGAGCAGAGAUAUCUUUACAUCUCUGACGAAGAAAAACAUGAAGUAGGACGAUAUCAAUUGGGUGAGAACAAUAGUACUCUCGUAGCUGGUGAUAAUCGUAAAGGUAAUGGACUCAAUCAACUCAACUACCCGACAUAUCUCUUUGUCGAUCGAGAUCAUUCAGUGUACGUAUCAGACGAACGAAAUCAUCGUGUAAUGAAAUGGGUUGAAGGUGCAGAAGAAGGUAUUGUGGUCGCUGGAGGACAAGGCGAAGGAAAUGCUCUGACACAAUUGUAUUAUCCUCAAGGAAUCUUCGUUGAUACGUUGGGUACACUCUAUGUAGCAGACGAGGGGAAUAAUCGUGUAAUGCGUUGGACUCUAGGAGACAAGAAACAAGGCACUGUAAUUGUGGGUGGGAACGGUCCAGGAAAAGGAGUAAAUCAGUUCAAAGUCCCCAUUGGUUUGUCUUUCGAUCGAUAUGGUAAUCUCUAUGUCGUCGAUCAAAAUAAUCAUCGUGUUCAACGAUUUUCUAUCGAAUAA
Molecule: messenger RNA, 2947 nt
Organism: Rotaria socialis
Lineage: Eukaryota; Metazoa; Rotifera; Eurotatoria; Philodinida; Philodinidae
Source: the annotation of a GenBank genome assembly